CAGCUGCUGGCGCGCUGGGCGCCGCCCACCGAGCGCUCGCGGCUCUACGCCGUCAUCGGCUCGGGCAUCAACGUGGGCAACGUCAUCACGCUGCCCGUCUCCGGUCUGAUCGCCACGCACUGGGGCUGGCCCUCCGCCUUCUACUGCGCCGAUACGCUGGGCUAUAAUCUACGCGGCGCCGGAUUCAUGUCUGCGCUGCCCUUCGUCGCCAAGGGAUGCUUUCAACUCGUAGCAGGCCAUCUAGCCGACUUGCUGGAAGGCAGGAAUCUGCUGCACACUACCACCGUGCGGAAGUUGUAUAUGUGCGGAGGCUUUAUGAUGUUGGUAUUGUGCCUGCUGCUCAGCACUUACCUGACGGAUCCAUCAUCCAUCGUUGCGUGCAUCACAUUUGGCACAGCAUUUAUAGCUUUCGUCUACACAGCAAGCAGCGUCAUCACGUUGCCAGUGUCCGGCCUCCUCGCCACGCACUGGGGCUGGCCCUCCGCCUUCUACUUCGCCGGUGUCCUUUGGUGGUUGCUAUGGUGGACACAAAUUGCAGAUAGCCCUGAGAUUGACAGGCGAGUGAGUCUUACCGAACGUGUAUACAUUAAAGAGAAGAUAGGAACGGCGACUGUUUGCUCCAAGGUAAUUUCACAUCCCUGGCGAAAAAUAUUGACAUCUCCACCGUAUCUGGCAAGAGUAGUUGCUAUGUUUUGCGCUGACUGGGCUUUUUAUACAGUACAAACUGAAAUUCCAAUGUAUUUGGAAGAUACCCUGGGGUAUAAUCUACAGGGUGCUGGAUUCGUGUCUGCGCUGCCCUUCGUCGCCAUGGGAUGCUUUCAACUCGUGGCAGGCUAUCUAGCCGACUUGCUGGAAGGCAGGAAUCUGCUGCACACUACCACCGUGCGGAAGUUGUACGUGUGCGGAGGCUUCAUGAUGUUGGUUUUGUGUCUGCUGCUCAGCACAUAUCUGACGGAUCCAUCAUCCAUCGUUGCGUGCAUCUCCUUUGGAACAGCAUUUACAUCUUUCGUCUACACAGCAAGCAGCGUCAACAUUCUGGACAUGGCUCCUCUCCACGCGAGUGUCCUCGAAGGUCUCAGCAACACCAUCACCAACCUCUCGGGGAUGCUCACCUCGCAGAUCACAGGAUUCAUCGUGCAAACGCAGUUCUUAUACAGUUAACUAAAUCAGCAAUAGGCAGCAUUACCCAACAAGACUGGA
Molecule: messenger RNA, 1200 nt
Organism: Gryllus bimaculatus (two-spotted cricket)
Lineage: Eukaryota; Metazoa; Arthropoda; Insecta; Orthoptera; Gryllidae
Source: the annotation of a GenBank genome assembly